This is a messenger RNA of Aspergillus campestris IBT 28561, 1446 nucleotides long. RefSeq lists its product as uncharacterized. NCBI's taxonomy places the organism in Eukaryota, Fungi, Ascomycota, Eurotiomycetes, Eurotiales, Aspergillaceae. The record is from RefSeq and is a predicted model, not a curated record. The transcript is spliced from 2 exons. Bases 143 to 1306 code for a protein of 387 amino acids.
UUUGUAGUCUUAAAAUAAAUCUAAAGGAUCAGACAGGUCUUGAUCAACAACCUCUACUCACUACUCUAGCAUCACUUCUACCGAUCCUACUACUUAAGCAUUCUCCUGGAUCUACACCAUCAGAUACCUCGAGACUGUGACCAUGAGCGCUACGCUCACAGCACCGGCCAGCGCCAAGGAGUGGAGUGACGCAGUAGUGAAGCACCGCCUUGGGGGUCAAUCCAUCCACAGCGCAGAGCUGGCGUCGGCCUCCAAAAUGGGCUUCAACCAAUUCCUCCUAUGUCGCGUGCUAUGGCAUAAACAUACCGAGCAUCGUUCAUUAUCUACCAAGCUGCAGAUCAAAGAUUCGCUGAAACAUGCGGGCAAGAUGCUUGAGGAGCUCAAAUCGUGGUCUACAUAUCUGGAUAGCUUUCAGUCCACUAAAUUUAUCCCCGAAGGAACCUUUGCCAUCCCGCGGAAACACCAGCUGGAGGUAGAGACUACCAAACUUGAAGCUGAUCCUGCAUCGUUUAAUACGCCCAUCGCGGCGCGAACCCGCUCGAAGACACAACGGUCCUUAAAUUACGAGCAGACUCCAUCUCGGAAGCCGCGCAGCGACAAUGCUGCGACGUUUAGAACCCCUGUGGCCGAAACCACUUCCGGAGAUUCCCUCGGAGUCGAAGAAGACGACGAGUCAACACCGCCUGAGGAACACGAACCAACACCUUUUAACCCAGAUACUCCCAUCCCACCGGAAUUGGUUAGCGUCCUGUUUCCCCCAACCAUCGACGAGCAGAUUGUGAACUCUGCCCUGGUAACUUUCCUUGAUGCAAUUACCCUGCACUUCGGUCUCUCCUCCAGCUGGACUUUACACCGUAUUCCGUUCACCGCCGUCUUCAAGACCGCGCAGUUCGAAGCAAGGACAGAUGGCUACCUACGAGACCGCUCGGGAAAGCCGAGCGUGAUCAUAGAAGUCAAGCCCGUCAUCAGGGUCCACAACCUGGUGCCAAUCCAGAUUCAGGAGACCGCCCAGAUGGUCGCUUGGAUCAAGAGCGACGACGACCAGGCCCAGAGGCGCCAUACUACCCGUCUCCACGUCGCCCAGGACCGCAAUCAGAUAUUCGUGAUGGUCGCCGAGUACGGCCAAGAGUACCUCGACUAUCUGAACGACCGGCCUUCUUCCAGUCCACUCCGUCCUCGCCCGGCUUUCUUGACCAUGCACCAAUACGGUCCGUGGAAUACACAACGACCGGAGCACAUGCGCGAGCUGGGGCCUCUUCUUCUGGCCAUCACCAUGCGAGCGGAUGGAGAGGAUACAGGAAACUAGUCAUGCGCGGGGGUGAUACGGAUUGCGGGGGAGGCAGGGGGGAGGGGACUAAUGACAGCGCUAGUUUUUAUCUUUUGAUAUCAUGAUAUACAGGUUAUGUGCUUCCCUAGCUUUUGCCUAAAAACUACCUAAAAUUACCU